This is a messenger RNA of Neurospora hispaniola, 800 nucleotides long. RefSeq lists its product as uncharacterized. The transcript has 3 exons. The coding region runs from base 145 to 711 and encodes 188 amino acids. Lineage: Eukaryota; Fungi; Ascomycota; Sordariomycetes; Sordariales; Sordariaceae. The record is from RefSeq and is a predicted model, not a curated record.
GCGCAUGGCCUUGACUGUCAUCUGUACGGCAUCGGUUUGGGCAGCAGCUGAGGAGUCUUCUAUAAUCCCAAGUAUCUCUUUCUCUGUCCUCUUCGCUUUUUCAAAUCAACCUCAAGUAUAUUUUGAAUCACUUCCACAUACAAAAUGGACUCCUGGGACGCUCCCGUAUCAGCAGCCGCGGCUGCCAUGUCCGCUGCUCCAGCCGUUGCCUCCCACGGCCCUCUCACCUCCGCCACCUUCUGGUCUUGCGAUGCCGAGCCCAUCGAGACUCAAACCGCCGCCCCCGUCUUCACCACCGAAUACUGCGUCACCCUCCCUACUCCCUGCCACCACGGCCCCGGCCCUUGCCAUGCCACUUACACCGUCACCGAGGAGUGCACCGGCGACCGGGACUCAUGGGCCCAGCCCACGGGAGUCGUCCCUCCCGGAUUCGUCGUGACUACUGUCACUGAUUGCAAUGCCUGCCAUGGCGGACCUACCCAGACCUUCACGAUGCCGACUCAGAGUCCUAUCCCAACCAAUGUUGGCCCUGCCCCGGGACCGGGCCCUCAGCCGACCAUGUCUACUAGUGUUGUGGUGAUGGUGCCGUCGCAGACUGGUGGACAGAUGCCGGUUCAGACGGCUGGUGCGCCGCGGGCGAGGACGAUGAGCUUGAAGACGAGCGUGGGAUUGUUGGUUGGCGCGGCGUUGGCGUUAUUUAACUUUGCUUAAGCCAAGCAACCUUUCGAUGUUUUCCUUUUUUAGGCGUGUUGAACGACUUUCAGUCUGGGUUCGGGUUCUUUGAUUCUGGGUAUACGCAU